Molecule: messenger RNA, 1998 nt
Organism: Mus caroli (Ryukyu mouse)
Lineage: Eukaryota; Metazoa; Chordata; Mammalia; Rodentia; Muridae
Product: immunity-related GTPase family M protein 3
Biological process (GO): innate immune response; autophagosome assembly; cellular response to interferon-beta
Cellular component (GO): endoplasmic reticulum membrane
Molecular function (GO): GTPase activity; GTP binding
Source: RefSeq, a predicted model, not a curated record
GAGAGGAGGCAGGCAGGGCUCAUGCCUAGAAGUUGGGGACUUUCAUCUGGGCCAAGAUAAGAUAGAGCAGGGUCUGAGAGGGAACCUAGGAGCCCAGGCUGCCCUUCAGUUGCUCCUGCCUCUUCUAAUCGCUCUUCCCCACAGGACCUUGCCCCACCUCACUUCUCUCUCUCUCUCCUGACCGUCCUGAGCCUGGAUUGCAGUUUUGUAAGGCUUCUGAGCAGGUUCUGAAGGAGAGUAAAGAGUGCAAAGUCUAGAACAGACCCACAGAGUUCAGGCCCACAGACAAGACCUUCAUACUCCAUAAAGUUGAAGAGAGAAGAAAGAAGCCGAGGACCACCAGCCCAGCCAUUUCAGCUAAGACUCCAGAGCGUUCACACAGACAGCGGAGAACUGUGGAGAGAGAGAGAGAGAUGGAUUUAGUCACAAACUUGCCACAAAAUAUCUGGAAGACUUUUACACUUUUCAUAAACAUGGCAAAUUAUCUCAAGUGCCUCAUCAGCCCGUCGUCUAAAUCUAUGACUGCUGGUGAGUCGAUUUAUACCAGCCAGAACUCAUCCUCUCCAGAAGUCAUUGAAGAAAUUGGUAAGGCAGUGGCAGAGGGAAAUUUACAGAAAGUGAUAGGUAUAGCCAAAGAUGAAAUUCAGAGUAAGUCAAGAUACAGAGUAAAGAUCGCUGUGACUGGGGACUCUGGCAACGGCAUGUCAUCUUUCAUCAAUGCCCUUAGGCUCAUUGGACAUGAGGAGGAGGAUUCAGCUCCCACUGGGGUGGUGAGGACCACCAAGAAACCAGCCUGCUACUUCUCUGACUCCCACUUUCCCUAUGUGGAGCUGUGGGACCUGCCUGGCUUAGGGGCCACAGCCCAGAGUGUGGAGAGCUACCUGGAGGAGAUGCAGAUCAGCACAUAUGACCUUAUCAUCAUCGUAGCUUCUGAGCAGUUCAGCUCAAAUCAUGUGAAGCUGGCCAUAACCAUGCAGAGGAUGAGAAAGAGGUUCUAUGUCGUCUGGACCAAGCUAGACAGGGACCUCAGCACAAGUACCUUCCCUGAACCCCAGCUACUGCAGAGUAUCCAAAGGAAUAUCCGGGAGAAUCUCCAGCAGGCUCAGGUGAGGGACCCUCCCCUAUUCCUGAUAUCCUGUUUUAGCCCGAGUUUUCACGACUUCCCAGAGCUUAGGAAAACACUGCAAAAAGACAUCUUCAGCAUCAGGUACAGAGAUCCCUUAGAGACCAUUUCUCAAGUCUGCGACAAGUGCAUCAGCAAUAAGGCGUUCUCUCUGAAGGAGGAUCAGAGGCUCAUGAAAGACCUGGAGGCAGCUGUCAGCCCCGAGGAUGACACUGCCAACCUGGAGAGGGGUCUCGAGACCUACCAGAAGCUCUUUGGUAUGGAUGAUGGGCCACUUCAGCAGGUAGCUCGGAGUACAGGGAGACUGGAGAUGGGCUCCAGGGCUCUGCAGUUCCAGGACUUGAUCAAGAUGGACAGGAGACUGGAGCUGAUGAUGUGUUUUCCCGUGAACAAGUCCCUCAGGUUUCUCGAAAGCUCAUGGUGGUAUGGCUUGUGGAAUGCCGUCAUCCGCUACUUCAGACACCAGAGACACAAGCUCAUCAUUGAAAUAGUGGCUAAGAACACCAAGACCUCCCUGAGGAAAGCUCUAAAGGACUCUAUCCUCCCUCCUGAAAUUCAUUGAGAAGAGUCUGGCUCACCCUCAGGUGGAAUUCAGGCUGCCUCAGGGUCUUUUUGCUUAGAGCUCUAGCUAGUCACUAGAAAGGAACAACAGCUGAGGCAAUAGCUUGUAAUAAUGCUUAAUAAUUUUAGAGGAAAUUGCCCAUCUUCCUAUAUUCAAUAAUAGCCCAUGCCUUCAAAGUGCAAGUAUUUGCCAGGAUAAUCAGCCAAGGUUUCCUAGUUCAGUACCUAGAUUAUUUGGCUUUCAGUCUUCAUUGUGAUGCAUGUUUAAAUAAAAAUCUUUUCCCUCCUAAAAACAUUAAAGUUGCCUUCAUCGA